CCCCGGUACAACGAGUCCUUGGUUGUGAAUGGUGUGAGUCCCUUUGUCUAUGAACUGACAGUCUUACUUCCACUUCUUCUCAUGAUCCUGGCUUGAGUCUAGUACUCGGAUUGAGAGAGAUAGGGAACGUCUUAGAAGACCAGUUGACCUCGUAAGCUGCUAUAUGAUCUAGAAAAUCCUCUACCAACGAUCGGGGUUGUUUGUUGCUAUAGAGGUCUGGAGAGCUGCAUUGGUUUGAGUUAGGUUUGCUUGGGGACAAGCAAACGGUUAAGUGUGGGGGAAUUUGAUGACUCAAUAUUUGCACAUGUUUUCCCCUUUGUUUCUUGAUCGUUUAAGUUUGUAUUAUCGCUUCUUUGGCCUAUUUUAUGCUAGUUUGUGUUCCUUUGUCACAUUUCAGGUCCUAGCAUGUAAAUUGAAGCAUAGGCGCAAGUUUGAAGUCAAUCGGAGAUCAUUCGGCGAUUCGGGAGAAGAAACACGAGCAUGACCUGAGGAAUAAUGGACUUCUACCUCAUAUUAUUGACAAAUAAUCAUGUAGUUUUGUCAUUAAAAGAUAGAGGACGAGACUACGAGCGUCUGGGAUCAAACGGCGACUGAUUCGGAGUCCGGAUGAGGGGGAAACGAAGCAUUAAAUAGAGGCUGAGCAAGCCACACGGGCAAGACCCACACGGUCGUGUGAACUGGCCAUGUGGCCGUGUGGAAAUCACCGAGCCUUCACACGGGCAGCUGGGAAAGCCACACGGCCGUGUGGCCUGGCCGCGUGAUCGAGAAUUUCUGUUUAAAACUCGAUUUUCAGCCAAAGGAAAGGGGAGAGCUGGGUUUUUGGUUCCCAAACACCCAAGGGACGAACCCUAGAGAGAGAGAGCGACUUGGGAACAUUCUUGGAGCUAUUUUGGAGGAUUUCUUCGCCAUUGGAGCUCGGGAAUCAAGCUUUUGGAGAUGGAGAUUGAAGAUCUAGAUCAGAUUUCUGCAGUUUCUCUCUUCUCUAUGGAGUAACUUCCCUUCACUUAGGUUUUGAGGAACCCUAGUUCCAUGAGUUAGGAUCUUUCUUGUAUGAAGUUUUGGAUGCUAUAUUGUUUGAUUUUAAUCGAAUGAUGCAUGUUUAUUGAGUCAAUUGAAGUCUGAUCAACUUUUCCUGAUUCCUGCUGCAGUAUGAGAUAAAUAGAAUCUGAUUAGGUUGCUAGAGUCUCAUCAUUCGGUAGUAGGAGAUUGGCUAUACGAGAGUUAGCCAGUUUACUGCUUUGUACUGGAAUCCAAUUCCAGUAGUGGAGUUCUGUUCUUACUGCUUCAACUUUCUAUCCCGGUGAAGACUAGUCGUCUGCCGGGGAGUUAGACUGAGAGGGCUUGGUCAGCUUAAGAGAUUCCAAGCUACUGUCGGAUCUUCCGCAGUUUAAUCAACAGUAAAACAACCAAAAGGAAUUACAACUUGGACCUAAUUGAGGAGCUAGGGGGAAUCAUACCUAAGUGAGUUUCCAAACUGUAAUUAGUAGUUUUACUUAGUUUAGUUAGUAGAGUAGUUUAGAUAAUCAAUCCUUAAUCUAGUUUGCUAGAUAAUGAACUGAAGCUGAGUAAUAGUAACUCUAGAGACCCGUGGAUUCGAUAUUUAUUACUUGUCACUUUACUGCAUUCCCGGUCUGCGAUUACACUUGGUCGCAGAUUGGUGUUGUGUUUUAGGCCAUCAAGUUUUUGGCGCCGUUGCCGGGGAAUUUCUAGAGUAUUAGGAAAGGCAGAAGUUUGUUACUUUAGCGUUUUUAUUUUCUUUUCCACCCUUGCUUUUCACUUGGGUGUUUUUGUUUUUGUUGGUGCAGAUCUGAAUCAUGGAUCCUCAUGGCUUCUCCAACCAGUGGGGGUAUCCACCGCCAUCCGGGUGGUAUUACCUCGAGACUCCCUACAGCAAUCAAGGAGGAGAAGACUAUGGAUUCGGGUUCCAGUACCAACCCCCUUUCUACAGAGAACAACCAGACCCCUGGGCAUAUCAAGAACAACCUCAUUACCAAGAAGACUUUCUCCCACAACCAGAAGGGCCAUCGGAGCUGGAGUUACCCAUGGCGGCCUUCACGGGCCACUCUGCAGAGCCAUGCUACACUUCACUGGAAUAUCCGAACAAACAAUUAAGGCUUCUUGUGGAGCAGUUUGCUCGAGACACUGAGAGAUCAUGCUCCAAGAUGGAUCUUCAAAUCAAAGCCCUUGCCGCUUCCGAUCCCUCAUUUCUCCAUGAUAUGGAGGAGACUGUUCAGCUCUCAGCGAAGCAAACAGAGUGGGUGGAGCAAGUUUGCUCACAUCUUGCUCAAGAUCACCUUUCUGCUACCAUGCUAGAAGAGGUGGAGGAUGACAAAGGCUACGGGGAUGUUGAGGAGCAUACAGAAGUUAUCAUAGAGAACUCCCAUGAUAAUCAUGAUCAGGAAAGUCCACUGGUUGCAGAUCACACAUUUCCUUAUUUCUGCUCUAACAUGCUGGGCCCGAGCGAGGAGAUGCAAGAUGAUCUCAUUGAAGAAAUUACAUGGCGACUUGCUCUCCAGUUUAUGAUAGAAGAAGAAGAGCUGGAAAGGAUGCAGAAAGAAGUUGUGGAGUAAUAGUAACUCUAGAGACUCGUGGAUUCGAUAUUUAUUACUUGUCACUUUACUGCAUUCCCCGUAUGCGAUUACACUUGGUCGCAGAUUGGUGUUGUGUUUUAGGCCAUCAGUAUGGUUGCUCUAUCUAAAUCAAUCAAGCUCAAGUAGCAUGAGCUACCUAACACGAGAAUGACCCUUAGACACACGGCUCAAAAUGUUUGACUAAGGAAUAAUAUGAUCGGGUCGGUCAACUUUUGGGUCGUGGGCUAAUCCUAUGCCUCCAUCUUCCUUGCUAGCAACAAGGUGAAUGCUACACAUCAUGUAAAGGAGGAUCUAUCACACAAGAACGAAACGAACGACACAAGUCUCACAUGGCUACCUAGGUGCUCAAUCAUUCGUUCUAACUCCCUAAACUCGAUGCAUAGGCAAAUGGGAAAAGCAAGUGAUCGAUUCAAAACAUCUAUCGGUUCACAAACAUAUGAGAAAUGAACAUAUGCACAAACCUAAUACAUGUCUCAAUCAUCAUCAUAGGUUGCACAUAAUAACAAGAAAAUCAUCCAUAAACAAUGCUAAUAAGCACGAGAUUCAAAA
Molecule: messenger RNA, 3140 nt
Organism: Linum trigynum
Lineage: Eukaryota; Viridiplantae; Streptophyta; Magnoliopsida; Malpighiales; Linaceae
Source: the annotation of a GenBank genome assembly